This is a messenger RNA of Aspergillus ibericus CBS 121593, 258 nucleotides long. RefSeq lists its product as uncharacterized. Bases 62 to 226 code for a protein of 54 amino acids. The record is from RefSeq and is a predicted model, not a curated record. The transcript has a single exon. NCBI's taxonomy places the organism in Eukaryota, Fungi, Ascomycota, Eurotiomycetes, Eurotiales, Aspergillaceae.
GGUUUAUUUAAAUAUAGCCCAAUUCGUGAUGAAUAGGUAGUGAAACUUUCAUCCAAAGCAAAUGGCUUAUAAAGCUAAAGAAAUAAAAUCUUCCAUAACAAGUCCUCGAUGGUCUAACGGUCAUGAUUUCCGCUUGUCAAUCCCAGUUGGGAACAAGCGCGGGAGACCUGGGUUCGACUCCCAGUCGGGGAGACUUCUUUUUUGUUCAUACAUUUUUACCUGUUGACUCUCCUUGCUUCUUCCUUGACUUGCUGUUCC